Saccoglossus kowalevskii is the source of this 3436-nucleotide messenger RNA. RefSeq lists its product as uncharacterized. NCBI's taxonomy places the organism in Eukaryota, Metazoa, Hemichordata, Enteropneusta, Harrimaniidae. Gene Ontology annotation, biological process: canonical Wnt signaling pathway. Gene Ontology annotation, cellular component: plasma membrane. Gene Ontology annotation, molecular function: Wnt-protein binding; Wnt receptor activity. The record is from RefSeq and is a predicted model, not a curated record.
UGCCAGUGAUACUUGGCGCAACAUUUCACUGCGUAUCGCUAAUACCGCACAAUUAUUCUAGUGCUAGUUGUCUAUGGUAUUUGCUGGUACAUGAGCAAUAAUUUAAAAAUGCUUUGAUGGUAUCUCAAUGUUACGGUCACCACAAGUGUUAGUCCGUGGAAUUGUGACAACAAUUAACUAUGGUUAUCACACUGUUAUUGGUAUUAUUGAUUGGUAGCCAGCCUGCGAAGUUCAACGUCAAAGGUCAAUGCACUAUUGGUGAAACUACAUGCAACGAUGACAAUGGGAUGGUUUGUUAUGAUGAAAUCUGCGAUAAUUCCAAUGAUUGCCAGGAUACAUCAGAUGAAACGACUAGUAGCUGUAUUUGGAAAGGAUUGCUUAAAAUCGAGUACAACUUCACCAUAUGGGUAGAACACGUCAACGAUGGCCACAACCAGUUCAGUCAAUUCUUCGGUAGGCUGGUAGGGGAUACCACUUCCAUACAGUUGACAGAAGAGAUUGAUGAAGAUAUUUAUACGUUUGCUAUUGAUCAUAACAUUAAGGCCAUAUUUUACGCAGACUCAAAACACAAACAGAUCAAACAAAUUCGGUAUGAUAAAUUACCUAGAGUGAAAACUAUUUACACUGGAACAUCUAGUAAAGUAACAGAUAUUGAUAUUGACAUAAUAUCGCAUAAUGUAUAUUGGAUAGAUGACCAGUACAAUGCCAUUGUUAUAUUAGAUUAUGAAGGAACAUAUCAUCGACAAAUAAUAACGGGAUUAGAUAAACCAAUAGGAUUAGCUAUUGAUUCGUAUCACGGCCACGUAUACUGGAGUGACUGUAGUGACAGUACUCCGAGAAUUGAAAGGUGCACGUUGUCAGGGGAUGGCAGAGAGACAUUUUACAACAUCACAUCAGGAUGUCCUACGGGAAUUACAGUUCAUAACGACAGGUUAUUUUAUUUAGAUACUAUUAACCAUCAUCUGAUCGAACUAAAUCUAUAUAGCGAUGCUGAUCCUGUGGUGAUUUGGAAGGACACAAACACGCCUGAGAUGUCAUUGAGGGAUGUAGCUGUAUCUGUGACUAGUUAUAUCUUAACUAAUUCCGCCAACAAAGAAAUAAUAGAAAAAGGCGGCGAGUUAUUAAUUAAAAGCACAAAUGGUACACCGUACGCUAUCCAGUAUAUUUCACCACAGGACUUUACUGACGAUUCGUGUUCAAAUUCCUCAUGUGAUCAGCUAUGCACUAUAGACGUGAGCGCCCCGCAGUGUUUAUGUGGACAAGGCUACGACCUAAUCAUCGAUAUCUACUCGACUAGCUGCCAACCAGACGAAAUGAUUAUCUCACGUUCGGAGUUCAUCUUGGCAAACGACACCCACAUACUGGGUUUACCGGGCAACUUCAUCGAUAUACAGCCAGCUAAUUACCUAAUACAUUCGAUAAGUAAGACUGCUAGAGUCACGGCAAUUGACUUCAAUUGGUCGCUAAAGACGUUAUAUUAUUCAACUCAGCGCGGUGUUUAUAGUCUGUUAUUGGAUAAAGGGCAUCAACCUUUAAGGAUCAAUAACGACGAGACAGUCAAAGCUCUCGCAGUGGACUGGUAUUCAGGCAAUGUAUAUUACGUGGGUGAAGAAGGUAUAACAGUUUCAACCCAUGAUGGCGCUGUUUUCGAAGCACUUGAAUCCAUUGACCUGCUUGUGACAGAUAUAGCUGUUCAUCCUGGUCAGAUGUCGUUAUUUGUUAGUAGUUGGGAUGAAGACCGGGGUAAAAUACUCAAAACGUAUCUUGAUGGAAGUAAUCAAACUGUACUAUACGAAAACUCCAAUAUGAAACCGGUCGCAAUCACCGCUAACUAUAACUUUGAAAGAUUGUAUUGGUAUGAUGUGAUCAGUAAGCGAAUCAUGUCGAUCGAUUUUUAUGGAAAUGACGUCCAUAUGGCAGACCCACUAGGAAUAUCGUUUACUGAUAUCACUUUAUUUCAGAAUUAUCUAUACUGGUCUGAUGCAAGUAAAAGCAGUGUCAAUGCCGUAUCUCUGAAUAACAACACAUCCCACAUUAUGUCAGUAAACACGACUGGUGCACCACGUACCAUCGUUAUGUUUGACGAGAGUCGUCAGCCACAGGGUGAAACGGCAUAUAUAUGCAGUGACGAUUGUGAUAGGUUAUGUUUAGUGUCACCAUCUGGUUCUUCGUGUGUUGGGACAAGGAUUGGUACAACCGUGUAUCCCACUAGUCAACAAACAGCGAUCAUCUCGCUAACUGCUGAAUCGCUGCAAACAACACAGUCAGACGUCACAGAAUUCCUAUCCGAAACGAUUAACGAGGAAGUAUCUGAGACUUACACAGUGACUGUCGAGUUCACAGAAGACAAAACUACCCACAUGUAUAACGCCACGCAACCCACAACAAUAAUAAAAGAUGAACACACAACAAUUGAGAAAAUAACUGAAGUGACGACAGAAGAGCAAACAACAGACGUAACAGUAACAACAACACCAAGUCCCAUAACUGCGUUCACAACGACAACAGUAACCACAAGACAAAAUCCCACAACAGCGUCCCCAACGACAACAUUAACCACAAGACCAAGUCCUACAACAGCGUUCCCAAUGACAACAGUAACCACAAGUUCUGCAACAGCGUCCCCAGCGACAACACAAUCAACUCCACUAACCACAAGAAAGACAGGAGCUAUUACACAAUCGAAACUUCCAAAUAUCAUUCCAGAUGAAAAUGCGCCUGAACUGGAUCACUGCGAUGAGAAAAUCACAGCUGAAACUACGAAAUUACCGGUCAAGGUGAAGGACUUGACUGGGCCAAUAUUUAUCGACGACGAGGGAAGUGACGUAUAUGUGACGUCGGAUAUUUCCGUUAUCAAAGUCUGGGGUGAAUCUACAGUUACUUAUACCGGCUGCGAUUCUGCUGGCAAUUGCGCUCCCGACACCUGUCAAACGAUUGUCGAGGUCAUUUAUCCAAGGUGUCCGUCAUUGUCAAACCCCACCAAUGGAGAAUUACGUUGUACGGAGGUUGAGUUUGAAAUAUUAUGUAUGGUGGUGUGUGAUCCCGGUUUUGCGCAACCCAAUGGUGUUUCCACUGAAUGGAGUUGCACUACAAACACUGGCGACGGGCAGUGGAUUCCCGGUAACAACGUCCCACCAUGUCAGAAAACCACUAGCAAGCAAGCCGCAUUCUCUGGUUCAUUUCCAUUCGAAGGACGUACUACAGACAGUUUUAGUGUCGAGGUUCUCGGCCAGUCUUUUGCCAAGUCUCUAACUGCAGGCCUCGCAGUAUGUGCAUCGAAGGUUGCCUAUUGCUCCGUAUUUUUAGGAGAAUCGACUGGGGUUUCUAGAGGAGGGCGAAGUAUCUCACAAAAAAGGGAACCUGUCGUGAGAAAACGAGAAACACCAAUAUCCACCGACUCCACUACAAUACUCAAUUUUACAAUGACAGCUGAACU